Molecule: messenger RNA, 849 nt
Organism: Trichoderma aggressivum f. europaeum
Lineage: Eukaryota; Fungi; Ascomycota; Sordariomycetes; Hypocreales; Hypocreaceae
Exons: 2
Coding region: 1-849 (282 amino acids)
Biological process (GO): pantothenate biosynthetic process
Cellular component (GO): mitochondrion
Molecular function (GO): 3-methyl-2-oxobutanoate hydroxymethyltransferase activity; magnesium ion binding
Source: RefSeq, a predicted model, not a curated record
AUGGGCUCUCAGUCCGGGCCUGCUCGCAAAAAGGUCACCAUGAGCACCAUCAAGUCGCUCUAUCAAAAGGGAGAGCCCAUUGCCAUGAUCACUGCUCACGACUUCCCCAGCGCCUACGUUGCUGACCAAAACGGCAUGGACAUCAUCCUGGUGGGCGACAGCCUGGCCAUGGUGGCGCUGGGCAUGGAAGACACAAACGAAGUAGAGGUCGAAGACAUGCUGCUUCACUGCCGAUCAGUUGGAGACCUUCCCAUGGGCUCAUAUGAAAUCUCUCCCGAACAAGCCCUAGCCACAGCCAUCCGCUUCGUCAAGCAUGGCAAAGCACAGAGCGUCAAGCUCGAGGGCGGCAAGGAGUUUGCCCCAACCAUCCGCAAAAUCACCACCGCCGGCAUCCCGGUCCUUGCCCACAUUGGCCUCACUCCUCAGCGCCAGAACGCUCUUGGGGGGUUCCGCGUCCAGGGCAAAACCUCUGCUGGCGCCAUGAGAGUCUUGGAGGAUGCCCUCGCCGUGCAGGAAGCUGGCGCCUUUGCCGUCGUUCUGGAGGCCGUCCCCGCCGAGGUUGCUGCCCUGGUUACUCAAAAGCUAUCCAUUCCCACCAUCGGCAUCGGCGCUGGCAGCGGCUGCUCAGGCCAGGUGCUUGUCCAGAUCGACUUGACGGGCAACUUCCCUCCCGGAAGAUUCAUGCCCAAGUUUGUCAAGAAAUUUGGCGACAUCUGGAGCGAGUCAGCCAAGGCUGUUGUGGCCUAUCGUGACGAGGUCAAGAGCAAGCAGUUCCCUGCUCCAGAGCACACCUAUCCAAUGCCUGCCGAAGAGUUUGAGACGUUUGCCAAGGCCGCCAAAGACCUAUAA